Messenger RNA from Ceraceosorus bombacis, 1793 nucleotides. NCBI's taxonomy places the organism in Eukaryota, Fungi, Basidiomycota, Exobasidiomycetes, Ceraceosorales, Ceraceosoraceae. The record is from the annotation of a GenBank genome assembly.
AUGCCAGAGAAGCAGCCGGAAAAUCAGGCAGCAGCGCCUGCUCCCGUGGCCGUCUAUGACGCCGUACCGCAUACAGAGACGUCCGAGCCCAUCAAAUACAGAGCUGGUCCAAUAUGGUCUUUGAUCAAUGACUUUGCUCUGGUGAGCACAACGUACUCGCUUAUGCGAGCGUCGCAUUGGGAGUGGCGCUGGCUGACAACCCCUCUCAAUCCACGCCGCGCCUCUUCAGUUCAUCUCCCAGCUGUAUUACCUUCCGCUGGUCCUCCUUCCCAUCGGCCUCAAGCAUGGUGGUUUGCUUCAGGACAUGACGAUCGUUGGUCUGCUCUACCAGAUCAUCGUCUCCAUCGUCGGAGUGUUCGGCACGGCUGUACUGGUGUUUGCCAGCUUCACGGGAUUUCCAGCUCCGAUCUGGACCUCUUUGGCUCUCGGUACAUCCUUGCGCCUUCUAACCGCUCUACAAGGUCCACUCAAUACCUUCACCGUCAAGUCUCCGACGGGACACAACUUUCCGAAUGAAGCUUGGCUACUUGUCACGGGUAUCGCAACGACUCCUGAUGGACAGCGCAAAGCUUGUCAGGUGCGUUGUAGCACAUUCUUCAGCCGCUGACACGGUGACCCGGCUGAAGCACUUGGUGCGUUUCUCUUUUCCACCGUGCUACAGAGGAUCAGCGACCUCUUCGGCCGUGACGUGGUUGCCAUUGUCAACCGCAGCUACGGCUUGGUUGGAGACUUGCUCGAGUGCCUAAACCAGCGUGACCUGCAGUGAGUACUUUCGGCAUAGAUGCGGCUCCAUGCGCUUGUGUGGAGCGCGCUGAGCUCUGCCUGCGAUCCGGUCUGAAGCUGGCCCAGUCGUGAUGAAAGAUUAGGCUACGAUGUACUCGUCAAAGCUCUCUUGGACCCCAAGAACAAGCGCGUGGUGCUCGUGGGGCACAGUCAAGGUGGUAUUAUGGUUGUCAGUGGCAACACAGCCUCGGGACUGAAAUUUUUGCUUCGCUGACUCAAUUCUCUCCUACCAUCAUGGAAAUAGAGCGCUUGGAUUGUGGGUUGAGCGACGACUUUUGGCAUUGCUGGCUGUGCUGUCAAAACUAACCGCACUCGGCUGAUGACAUCUGACAGGAUCAGCUCUUGGCAGACUACAACCGUUCGAUCCUCUCAAAGGUUGAGAUCUACACUUUUGCGUCUGCUGCCAACCACCUCUCCGCUCCUGUCGAUGCCAACGGUUCGAUGCCAUUUGCCAACAUUGAGCACUUUGCCAACGAAUUUGAUUACGUCUCUCGCAUCGGCGUGCUGGCUUUUACUUCUGACCAACAGAAGCAGCUGCCGGUCGACGGCAAGGCCUCUUACUUGCGCCGCGGACCUCACCCAAAGCUUCACCCUAACACCCCUGGCCGCCAGUCGGACAAGGGGCUGGGUGCGGACCAAGCCUUCGAGAGACCUGUCACAGUGAGUUUGGCUUGUGAGCGUGCCGCCUAGCGGUACCUCUUGACAUUGACUGCGCGCUGCACUCUACCAAUUCAAGAUCGAGAGCCGUUUCGCUGGCCGUCUAUUUGUGCGCCCUCGCACGGGUCAUUUGAUCGUCAGCCACUAGUGAGUCAACGGUGUGGGCUCGGGUUGUGCAAGGCGAUUUUUUUUUCCUUUUUUUUUUUUUUUUGCUCAAACUUUCAACUCACAAAACGAUUCGGGCGUACUGCUUCGACUUUACUAGCCUCGGCAAAGACUCCAUCCUCGACUCUCCCAAUGUCAAGCGAUUCAGUCGCUUGACCCAGUACCGUGACGGUGGCUCGCCAGCCUAG